CUAAAGUGGUUUUCGUAGCAAGUUCGCCCAUUAUUGAGAUGCGUGAAUGGUUUUAGUGACAAUACUAAAAUAGUUGGGCGAUGCAGAUUCCGGCAUGGAUGACAAAGGACUUUUUUUUAAAAGCCCUUCGAAACUUUCUGAAAAAUGAUAAGGUGCAGAUUAUUUCGUUCACUACUGAAGAUGCCAUACCGGCAGGAGAAAACUACACUAGUGAUCUAUUUCGGACAACUAUGAUCUUUAGAAAAGAACAGGGGCACCGUACAGAGAAAUUAUCCGUUAUUGUAAAAGUAGGCAACGAGGACGGGGGAGUGAAACAAGACCUAGCAAAUAAAUUACACCUAUUUGAAAAGGAAGCUGAAAUGUUUGGACGCACUUUUCCAGCAAUGUAUGACAUUCUCGGAGAGUAUUAUACGCUUUCUUCUCAGUGCUUGUACUCAUGCCUCAAUCCUCAUUCAAUUAUUAUUCUCGAAGACUUAACGACUUUGGGUUUCAAAGUACUUCCAAGGCACAUCGGCUUCGAUUUAGAGCACUGCUUUCGGGUUGUUGAAAAGAUGGCCCAGAUGCACGCGGCAUCCGUUAUAAUGUAUGAAAAGGAUCCAUCAUUAGUGAAACUAUACUCCGAAGGACUGUACGGAGAUAAUCAUUUAGUUAGGCAAUGGGUUUCGGCUGGCUAUAAAGGUUUAAUCGAUGCCUGUUCAAGAUGGUCUGGUUUCGAGAAAUAUGGCUACAAGCUGCAAGCGCUGGGGGACGAGGCUCUGGAGAGAGGCUUUCAAGCACAAAAAAGAAAAUUAGGGGGUUUUAACGUUUUAAAUCACGGUGACCUCUGGGUUAAUAACAUGAUGUUCUCGUAUUACACAGAUAGCAAGCUUAAAGAUUUGCGAUUUAUUGACUUUCAAAUGAAUAUAUUUACAAGCCCGGCUAUAGAUUUGCACUACUUUAUAGCAACUAGUACGAAAAUUGAAGUGAAACUUGAUCAUAUAGAAAUCAUACUGGAUCAUUAUUACGCCCAGUUGAUUGCAAAUCUUGCCAAAAUGCAAUACUCCUUAGAACGCGUGCCAACGAGGGAACAGUUUAAGAAGGAUUACAACUACAGAGCAUUCUACGGCUUAAUGGGAGCAGCUACAGUAUUAGCUUUUGUUAAAGCAGCCGAGGGUCGCAAAGACGCCUCUUUCGAGAAUAUUAUAAUUGACGAAAGUAAAGAAGGAUUUAGAUAUCACGCCUACAACAAUGAGAGAUACAGAAAACAUAUGGAACAUCUUCUACCCUAUUAUGAUAGCUUCGGGAUUCUUGAUUAAGGCAAAUCACUAAACCGGAUUAUGUUACUAUAGU
Messenger RNA from Cylas formicarius (sweet potato weevil), 1329 nucleotides. RefSeq lists its product as uncharacterized. Lineage: Eukaryota; Metazoa; Arthropoda; Insecta; Coleoptera; Brentidae. The transcript has 8 exons. The coding region runs from base 81 to 1295 and encodes 404 amino acids. The record is from RefSeq and is a predicted model, not a curated record.